UUUUCUAAUUCUAUUCUAAGUAGGAUAAACAAAUUAAAGAUAAACAAUUAUGCUUCCCUUGUCUGUCUUUUGUGCCACUUUUAUCUUUUAUUCUAACUCUAAUCAAGGAGGUUUUAAAUAUUUUGAACCUCAUUGCUCUAAUAAGCCAUCCGAUGUCUGAUCUCUCCUGAUUGGUGACCAUCUUGCGCCAUUGUCUGAGAGGCGAGCUCUGAUUGGCCACCGCGAUUUUGAAAUUAGACCCCAUGAAGCACCGCGGUGAGAAGAUACUUACGUCACUUCGAAAAUUCUGAAAUUGUGAGCGGACACGUUGCCACUUCUGUGCCAGAAUUACAAAUCAGUGAGGCUGACGCUAAGGAAUUCGUCAGAGCUGAUAUACAUAUACAGAUGAGCUAUUCGCUCAUCAUGGUAAGCAGAGCUGAAACCAAGCAGUUCGCAGAUGUGAAGUCGGGAGAAGAUUCGACAUACACCGAUCAGCAAGACAAUGUUGGCGACAGUGGAAAGAGUGACAAGAAACAGAAAGUGAAGAAACAGCACAGCUGUGAACAGUGCAACAAGCAAUUCGGUCGACUCGAUCAUCUGAAGACUCAUAUGCGGACUCACACAGGUGAGAAACCCUACAGGUGUGAGGAGUGCGGCAGGCAGUUUAGUCAAGGGAGUCAUCUAAAGCAGCACAUGAAGACUCACACCGGUGAGAAGCCGAACGUUUGUAAGAUUUGUCUGAAAAGUUUCGCACAGACAAGUGCUCUGAAGUCGCACAUGAAAACCCACACGGGAGAAAAACUGUACAGCAUGCGGUUUAGUCGGCUGGGUCAUCUAAAGGCACACGUACGCACACAUACCGGUGAGAAACCGUACACGUGUGACAAAUGUAACAAAGGCUUCAGUCAGUUAGCUUAUCUGACGACUCACAUGCGGACUCACACGGGUGAGAAGCCGUACCGGUGUGAGGAGUGCAGCAAACAGUUCACUACGCAGGGUGAGUUGACUAUACAUGUGCGAACUCACACCGGCGAGCGACCAUACACAUGUAAGGAAUGCGGUUGGACUUUCAGUCAACGGAGUAACAUGCGAACUCACAUGCGGACUCACACAGGUGAGAAACCGCACAGAUGUGAGGAAUGUGGCAAACAGUUCUGUCUGUUGAGUGAUCUGAAGAAACACAUAAGGACUCACACUGGGGAAAAACCGUACUCGUGUGAAAUUUGCAACAAAAGCUUUAGGGAGAAAGGCCAUCUAACGAUUCACAAGCGGACUCACACAGGGGAAAGCCCGUACAGGUGCGAGGAGUGCGGCAAGCAGUUCAUCACACUCUCACACCUCAAGAGCCACGUGCGGGCACACACUGGCGAGAAACCGUACAAGUGCGAGCAGUGCAGCAGACAGUUCAGGGAGCUUUGUUCAUUGAAAGCACACAUGAAAACUCACACAGGUGAGAAACCGUAUAGUUGUGAGGAGUGCAGCAAGCAGUUCACUGUGAUGUGUAGUCUGAAGAAACACAUUCGGACACACACUGGCGAGAAACCGUACACGUGCGAUGCGUGCAGCCGGCAGUUCAGUGAGCUGGGUCAUCUGAAAACACACAUGAGAACGCACACCGGUGAGAAACCGUAUACCUGUGAGGAGUGUAGUAAGCAGUUUAGUCAGCUGUCUACCAUGAAAACACACAUGAUGCGGGCCCACUCUUGCUAGUGACCGCAAAACGUGGGAAAGGGACAAAAAGCUUUCGUUCAAUUCU
Molecule: messenger RNA, 1735 nt
Organism: Branchiostoma floridae (Florida lancelet)
Lineage: Eukaryota; Metazoa; Chordata; Leptocardii; Amphioxiformes; Branchiostomatidae
Product: gastrula zinc finger protein XlCGF57.1-like
Exons: 3
Coding region: 385-1689 (434 amino acids)
Biological process (GO): regulation of cytokine production; negative regulation of transcription by RNA polymerase II; regulation of immune system process
Source: RefSeq, a predicted model, not a curated record